AUGCAUUUCCCGACCACCUUUGCUGUUUUACUCUCGCUUUCUUCCUCUGGGCUAGCCCAGGCCACCUGGCCGAGCGAUAGAAAAUGCCCCGGCGUCGUGCAGGUGACCAAAGAGGAUGAACAACAUCUCGGCGGAGUUUGCUGUGUUGGCGGAGAACUCAAGCUGGAGAACUGCGAGGGCUGGCCCAUUUGCAAGGGGCCGACCAGCUUCGACGCCGCGAAGCAGACGCCUAGCUGCAUAGUGAAAGUCCCCAUGACUGCCUCCGACUUCGAGGAGCGUGUUUCUAAGGCAACUGCUACCGCCAUGCCUCACCAGCCCGGGGGUGUCAACAGCGGCACGACGACCGCUUCGGCCGCAAUCCCAACCAAGUCGGCCGACGGCACCAGGGGAGCACCGAUUGGUACGGCUGCCACGACCACGGCUGCAACUACAUCUUCGACUCAACUCGUUAGCGGUGCCAGCAAACAAUUUACAGCAACCUUACUUAGCGUUGCGGGCACCGUCGUUUUUGCGUUGGCGGCUCUCAGCUAA
Molecule: messenger RNA, 531 nt
Organism: Hirsutella rhossiliensis
Lineage: Eukaryota; Fungi; Ascomycota; Sordariomycetes; Hypocreales; Ophiocordycipitaceae
Exons: 1
Coding region: 1-531 (176 amino acids)
Source: RefSeq, a predicted model, not a curated record